This is a messenger RNA of Impatiens glandulifera, 2313 nucleotides long. RefSeq names its product potassium transporter 5-like. Gene Ontology annotation, cellular component: membrane. Lineage: Eukaryota; Viridiplantae; Streptophyta; Magnoliopsida; Ericales; Balsaminaceae. The transcript has 7 exons. The record is from RefSeq and is a predicted model, not a curated record. Gene Ontology annotation, molecular function: potassium ion transmembrane transporter activity. The coding region runs from base 1 to 2313 and encodes 770 amino acids. Gene Ontology annotation, biological process: potassium ion transmembrane transport.
AUGGCAAGUGACGAGCAAUUAACUAAUAAUGUUCAUGAUAAUGGCCAAAUCUGUCCAGAAGAAGAGAUAUCAAAUCUCCAACCGUAUCAAAAUCAACUGAAAUCUAAGAAGAAUUCAUGGCACAGGCUUCGUCGUUACGAUUCACUCGAUAUCGAAUCGGCGAAGUUCUCUCGAGCCGAUCCAGCUCACGGCGGCGGUAAGGGAUUGGAGUCAUGGUUUGUGCUUCUGCAACUUGCGUUUCAGAGUUUAGGCAUUGUGUAUGGAGAUAUCGGAACGUCGCCGUUGUACGUUUAUGCCGGCGUAUUUCAAGAUGGAAUCAAGCAUAAGGAUGAUAUAUUAGGAGUUCUUUCUUUGAUUUUCUAUACACUCACCAUCAUUCCUUUGAUCAAAUACGUCUUCAUCGUUCUUCGUGCAAACGAUAACGGCGAAGGAGGAACGUUUGCGUUGUAUUCGCUUCUAUGCCGAAACGCGAAAGUGAGCUUAUUGCCUAGCCAAGAAGCUGAAGACAGAGAAGUUUCUACAUUUAAUUUGCAAAUCCCAAACAAUGAAGUUAAGCUUGCAUCGAAGCUCAAAUCGAGACUGGAAAAUAGUGCAUUUUCCAAAUAUUCUCUCCUCUUCGCCACCAUGCUCGCCACUUCCAUGCUCAUUGGCGAUGGAAUCCUCACCCCUUGUAUCUCAGUUUUAUCAGCCGUAGGAGGGAUCAAGGAAGCUAAAUCUCUAGCCCAUGUGCUGACUGAUGAUAGGAUUGUGUGGAUUUCAGUUGCAAUCUUGGUGGUUCUAUUUGCUGUUCAAAGAUUUGGUACAGACAAAGUAGGGUAUAGUUUUGCUCCAAUUAUGUUUUUAUGGUUAUGUUUGAAUAUGGCAAUUGGAACCUACAAUUUCUUCCAUCAUGAUCCCACUAUUAUAAAAGCCUUAAACCCUUGGUACAUAGUUGAGUAUUUCAAAAGAAACAAGAAAGAGGCAUGGAUUUCUCUAGGCGGUGUUAUCCUUUGCACUACAGGUGCUGAGGCAUUGUUCGCCGACGUUGGACAUUUCAGUGUUAAUGCAAUACGAUUAAGCAUGAGCACACUUGUUUAUCCCGCAAUUGUCUUAUCUUACACUGGCCAAGCUGCUUACCUUAUAAACAACACUGAUGAUUUUGCAGAUGCUUACUUCAAAUCAGUUCCAUCGCCUGUUUAUUGGCCAACUUUUGUGGUGGCUGUGUUGGCGGCUGUGAUAGCGAGUCAAUCGUUGAUAUCAGGGGCUUUCUCUGUUAUUCAGCAGUCUCUCUCGAUGGGUUGUUUCCCUCGUGUCACAGUUAUUCAUACGUCGGCUAAGUUUCAUGGGCAGGUUUACGUUCCUGAAAUUAACUACCUCCUCAUGGUGGCUUGCGUUUGUGUCACCUUUGGUUUCAAAACAACUACUAAAAUUGGAAAUGCAUAUGGUCUUGCCGUGGUGUUUGUGAUGACAUUAACGUCUGGAUUAUUGGUAUUGAUCAUGAUCAUUGUGUGGAAAACGAACAUACUUCUCGUGAUCACUUACACUUUAAUCAUAGGAGGUGUGGAGCUACUCUACUUGACGUCGGUCCUGUACAAGUUCAAUCAAGGCGGCUAUUUACCCUUUGCAUUUGCAUUCGUCAUGAUGACAGUCAUGUACGUGUGGAACCACGUUUACAGGAGCAAAUACUAUUACGAGCUGGAGAACAAAAUCUCCCCCGAGAAAGUUAAAGAGAUGACAGUUGACUCGAACUGUGUGCCCUUGCCAGGGCUAGCGAUUUUCUAUUCAGAGCUUGUCCAAGGAGUCCCGCCCAUCUUCAAGCACUACAUUGACAAUGUGCCUGCUUUGCACUCUGUUUUGGUUUUCGUUUCAGUCAAGUCUUUGCCUAUAAGCAUAGUGCCUUCAGAGGAGCGUUUCCUUUUUCGUCGAAUUCAACCAAGGGAGCUCAAUGUUUUUCGUUGCGUGGUGAGGUACGGUUACAUAGAUGCAAGGAACGAACAAGAGCCGUUUGAGAGAAUGCUCGUGGAAAGGCUAAAGGGGUUCAUAAGGGAGGAGGUUAUUUUCUUAAAGGAAAGUAACGUUGAAAAGAAGGAGGAGGAUAACGAGAUAGAAGAAUUGAUGGAAAGGGAGGUUGAGUUGUUGGAAAAGGCUUGGGGGUCGGGUGUGGUUCAUUUUAUGGGCGAGAGCGAAGUGGUGGCGGGGAAUGGAGCCGGGAUUAUGAAGAAAGUGUUGAUUGGAUCGUAUAAUUUUUUGAAAAAGAAUCUGAGGCAGUCGGAGAAAGUGUUCGAUAUUCCUCGAAAGAGGAUGCUAAAAGUGGGGAUGACUUAUGAACUUUAA